UGAGGAACUUGAAGAGUCCUCAGGCCUUCUGUGACGCCUAUAUGGACAUGGCAGAAACCCCAGGUGCUUCCCAGACAGUACCAUGUAACACUCAGCCUUCCCCUGUGGAAUCCAGCCAGCUUGUUUCAGGUCAGAGCUCAGAGAUGCCUACCUGGAAACAAACAGUGAUGGCAUCUUCAUACUUUAACCCAUAUGAGACAGCCUGUACUCAGAACUCAACAGCACACCGAGGAAAAGCCACUGAUUCCUAUUUUGGAGAGCCAAGUGAGACUGCUUCUUUUAUCCAGCAAGUUGUGUCUGCUGAGCAGAAUAAAUCUCCUGAAGGCUCUCUCUUUAUGAAGCUCAACAGUACUGCCACAUCAUGCCUCCCUCAGCCACUGGACACCAGAAAGACUCUCUACAAUGAAGGCUACUGGAGGAGGACACUGAACUCUGACAAGACUCUCUUGAUUCAAAAUACAGACUUGUGUGAGAGUCAGAGGAUUACCUUUGGUAAUCAUCCAGUUGCUCUCUCUGGGAGUCAUGCAGGCCAGGUCCCAAAUGUGGAUCACCUCGAUUCUGUGUGGGACCAGACCUUCGGUGGUGACCUUGAGAUGCCUUUCAGUGAUGACUCUUACUACAGUCAAAUGACAACUAAGUAUGGAGGGCAUUUGACUCUCUAUGAGAGUCAGAUGAUAGCACCCAGUUGUAACCAGGUCCUUGAUACUGAUCAAUUCGUAACCUCCUUUUAUGAACAGAAUCCUUUUGGGGAUCAGCAGAGAAGCCCAGUAACUGAGAACAAAUUCUAUGGAGAUCAGAUGAUAGUUCCCAAUGCAUAUCAGGCUUUCUAUGAGCCUCAGGUGAGAGAUAACUCUGACCAGAUAAAUUUCGACUCUCGGAUGGCAUCCUUCAGUGGUCAAAAUAUCUGCAGUGGUCAGGAGAGCAUCUUCCAGGAUGAGCACUCCCUCUCUGGCUUUCAGACAUCAGGCUACAGAUGUGACCAGGAUUGGAUUAUGAAUCACCAGGUGAUAAGUCCCAUUGGUGGCCAGACUCUUUAUGACUCUCAGAAACCAACCUCCACUUUUAAUACAACUCCUCAUGGGUCUAAGAGAACAACAUCCAGUGCAGAAGACAACCUGGCUUGGCAUCCAGAGACAAGUUCCAGUUCUGAAGAAACACUGUACAUGGGGCAGAUGAGGGCCUCCGUUGAUCAGAACGUUUACGCAAGUCAGAAUGGAACAGCAAAUACUGAAGAAAGCCUAGAACCUGAAGUGACUUCACUUAGUAACCAAGCCCCAGAUGUCGGAGAAUCUUCAGAUUCUUCAAGUUCCCCUUUGAUCCGAAUACAAUCUCAGGGAAUCUCUUCAGCUUCUGGUUUGGACCAGGGACAACAUCCACAAAUAAGGUUAGACCUCAAGACCCAGAGCCCUGUGUCCCCGGAGAAGCCUCCUACCUUGAAGCGAUACUCCUGUACCUACCAGGGUUGUGAGAAAUCUUACACAAAGUCUCACCACCUCAAGGACCACAUGAGGAAACACACUGGAGAGAAGCCUUUUGUGUGUGAUCAGAUUGGAUGCAAUUGGAAAUUCUUCCGUUCAAUAGAUCUCAACAGGCACAAAAAAAAGCAUAGUGGGGAGAGGCCCUAUGCCUGUCCCAAGUGCAACAAAAACUAUUCCAGACCUUAUUACCUUAAGCAGCAUCAGGUGAGCCACAUUCAAGCAUUGCCUACCACUGCAAACUGAUUGUUCACAAACAAUAUCUUCCCUAAAGUAGCUUAAUUGUUUCCUACCUUCAACUCUAUCAACAAGAAGGAGAUUUUAAUUUUGUGUUUAGAUGGCAAAACAAACAAACAUUUAGAAUAAGAAA
Molecule: messenger RNA, 1845 nt
Organism: Rattus norvegicus (Norway rat)
Lineage: Eukaryota; Metazoa; Chordata; Mammalia; Rodentia; Muridae
Gene: Zfp352
Product: zinc finger protein 352
Biological process (GO): cellular response to endothelin
Cellular component (GO): nucleus
Source: RefSeq, marked provisional